Messenger RNA from Durotheca rogersii, 628 nucleotides. RefSeq lists its product as uncharacterized. Bases 38 to 316 code for a protein of 92 amino acids. Gene Ontology annotation, molecular function: RNA binding. The record is from RefSeq and is a predicted model, not a curated record. Lineage: Eukaryota; Fungi; Ascomycota; Sordariomycetes; Xylariales; Xylariaceae. The transcript has a single exon.
GCCCCUUCGCUAACCGUGUUCGCCCUCGCAGGCCACCAUGUCGAGCCCCCCGCGCUCCGACCUGCCUUGCCCGCGCUGGUGGGGCGGCUCCAGGGCCCCGUCGCCGCGCCCGUUCGCGCUGUCCUGGUACUGCAAGGAGACGUUCGCCUUCACUAGCGCUAUGUACUACGUCCGGAACCCGCUGGACGGCGACGAGCCGGUGCUGCGCGCCCGCGACGGCCAGGAGAUCGGCUCGCGCGCUGGCCGCCGCCUGCUCGACUUCCUCGGGGCCCGCGUCCGAGAGAUGAGCUGGCUCGACCACUGGCGCGCCAUCUAGCCGAGGCAGGUGGCGGCUCUUCUCCCUUAGCCCAACGUCGCGAUUUGCCAAGUCCGACCUUCACUUGCCCUGUCAUACGACAGCGUUUUACACAGAUACCUGCCUUCGGCGGGCGCCUCUCGGCGACGGCUGUUUUUUUUCUCUUGGCCCUGCCACGACAAACGGGCGAGCUUCCGACUUGAAACAGUGGAUAUCAGAAAAUUUUUCUUUCUCUUUUUCGCGAGCCCACGCAAUUGUGGACAUUACUGGGCGCUGUCGUACAUAUGCGACGCCCUCGGUACGACGACGCGGACUUGGCACGGCACUUGGGGG